AAUUUUGACAAAAUUGAUGGUGGACGUAUUGGCAUAAUUUGGGACCCCCAUUUUGUUCAAGUUAAUGUGCUUGAAAUUGACAAACAACAUAUUCAUUGUCAUGCCACUUGUAAAACUACUCAAAUUGAGUUUUUUGUUACUUUUGUGUACGCUCUCUACACGGUGCUUGAAAGACAAACACUUUGGGAUCACCUAGCACACUUGGAGCCUAACAUUACUAGCCCGUGGCUAGUUAUGGGAGACUUUAAUUGUGUUGGGAGCCCAAAUGAGAGGGUGGGCCCUUCCCCCCCCCUCGGCUUAUGGUAUGCAACACCUUAAUGACUUUAAAUUGCAAACUAAUCUUGUUGAUUGUCCAUCCACGGGCCAAUUCCUUACUUGGAAUAGGGGUUCACUUUGGGCUAAGCUAGAUCGAGUUCUCAUUAACUCAUUUUGGUCCACUUUGGAUAUUGAGUGCAAAACACAUUUUCAUGAUUUCGAGCCUGAAUCCGAUCAUGUAGCCUCCAUGGUUUCCAUUGGGAAAGGU
Cuscuta epithymum is the source of this 523-nucleotide messenger RNA. The record is from the annotation of a GenBank genome assembly. Lineage: Eukaryota; Viridiplantae; Streptophyta; Magnoliopsida; Solanales; Convolvulaceae.